Messenger RNA from Castor canadensis (American beaver), 2016 nucleotides. RefSeq names its product syntaxin 5 (gene Stx5). Gene Ontology annotation, cellular component: endomembrane system; Golgi membrane; SNARE complex. Gene Ontology annotation, biological process: intracellular protein transport; vesicle fusion; endoplasmic reticulum to Golgi vesicle-mediated transport. Gene Ontology annotation, molecular function: SNAP receptor activity; SNARE binding. The record is from RefSeq and is a predicted model, not a curated record. Lineage: Eukaryota; Metazoa; Chordata; Mammalia; Rodentia; Castoridae.
CUCUAAGAGAUGUCUCGCCACCGUGUCAGUUCCGGGACAGUGGCUGCGGCGGUGGGGGAGGGGAAGGGAACCAGGCCUAGGGGGCAGGUCCUGCCGGCCUAGGCUCCAGGUGAACGAAUACUUCGUCGUCCAAUCAGAAUAGCCCUUGUUGGGAAAGACGUCGGCACUAGCUAAUCACUGCUUGCGGUCUUCCAGCAGGCGGAACUUUGACGGGGGUGGGACUUCCUGUUUCAAAUAAACACCUAGAGGUUUCCCCCCUCCGCCUAUCGAAGUAUGUCCCCGCUGCUGAGGUCCGUCACCGUUUCUGCGUGAGGGAUUGAAGGAAGUCACUGGCACAGGAAGGCACGUCCGAGGUUAUGCGACUCAAUGAUCCCGCGGAAACGCUACGGGUCUAAGAACACGGAUCAGGGUGUCUACCUGGGUCUCUCAAAGACGCAAGUCGUGUCCCCUGCAACUGCUGGCAGCAGCAGCGACAUCACCCCUCUGCCCCCCCCAGUGGUCCUGGUUCCUCCCCUUCCCGACACCAUGUCCUGCCGGGAUCGGACCCAGGAGUUUCUGUCUGCCUGCAAGUCGCUGCAGAGUCGUCAGAAUGGAAUCCAGACUAAUAAGCCAGCUCUGCGUGCUGCCCGACAACGUAGUGAAUUUACCCUCAUGGCCAAGCGCAUUGGGAAAGACCUCAGCAAUACAUUUGCCAAGCUGGAGAAGCUGACAAUCUUGGCAAAGCGCAAAUCUCUCUUUGAUGAUAAAGCGGUGGAGAUUGAGGAGCUAACGUAUAUCAUUAAACAGGAUAUUAACAGCCUCAACAAACAAAUCGCUCAGCUUCAAGAUUUUGUGAGGGCCAAGGGCAGCCAGAGUGGCCGGCAUCUGCAGACCCAUUCCAACACCAUUGUGGUCUCUUUGCAGUCAAAACUGGCUUCCAUGUCCAACGACUUCAAAUCAGUUUUAGAAGUGAGGACAGAGAACCUGAAGCAGCAGAGGAGUCGGAGGGAGCAGUUUUCCCGUGCACCUGUGUCAGCCCUGCCCCUUGCCCCCAACCACCUGGGGGGUGGUCCUGCAGUUUUGGGGGCAGAGUCCCAUGCCUCCAGAGAUGUGGCCAUUGAUAUGGUGGACUCUCGGACCAGUCAGCAGCUACAGCUCAUUGAUGAGCAGGAUUCCUAUAUCCAGAGUCGGGCAGACACCAUGCAAAACAUUGAGUCUACAAUUGUAGAGCUGGGCUCCAUCUUUCAGCAAUUGGCACACAUGGUUAAGGAACAGGAGGAAACCAUUCAGAGGAUCGAUGAGAAUGUGCUUGGAGCCCAGCUGGAUGUUGAAGCCGCCCAUUCAGAGAUCCUCAAGUACUUCCAGUCAGUCACCUCCAACCGGUGGCUCAUGGUCAAAAUCUUCCUUAUCCUCAUUGUCUUCUUCAUCAUCUUUGUGGUCUUCCUUGCCUGAACCCUCUUCACUCUGAGGCACUCCAUGGGGGUUUAGGACCUUCCUGGGAGGGCAGGUGGCCAGUUACUGUCACUGAACCUGUGCAGGGUGCUUGGGAGAAAGGCCAUUUCCCUGGAACUGCUAAGAAUGGCCAGUGUCCCUGAUCUCUGACCCUUGCCUCUGGUCACCCUGUCCUCCUCUUACAUCCUCAGACCCAUGUAAAACACACAGUUCUGGAUUUGGACUCUGCCAUGAAGCAGCUGGCAGGGAGCAGAGGCCAGCUGGGGGCCAGCGGGGGAGGUUGUCACCACCUGAUUUUUAUAAGUCCUGGCCAACCUCUUCUAAAGGAAACUUUGGCAGCAAGGGAAGAUGAUAACCCUGUCUGCCUUCCUGAGCGUGAAGAGAGGAAGCAAAACUGUCCCAGGGACCAACUUUCCCAUCUGGGUUAGAACUUGACUUCCUUCUUCCUUUCUUCACCAUAUGAGGCAGGAGGCUCUGAGCCCUUAUCUGUCUGUACAACCCCUGACUUUGGCUGCUGGUGACUUUCAAUUUGCCAAAUGUGCUGCAGCCCAUUUCCUCCCAAUUACAGCAAGACUGUCAGCCUCA